AUGCAAAAAAAAAUAAAUGACGUGUUUCCUAUAAGUACAAGUAGUACAUUAACCGACCCAGGAACUCAUUCAGAGAAUCUGAAGAAUGAUGAAAGUUAUAGUAUAAUAAUUGAUGACAGCUUAGAUAUUGGAAAAUUUAUUAAUACUUCAAUUCCUAUUGAUGACUUCACAAAAUGUGCAUUGCUUGAAAAACACUGGGUUCCUCCACCAGGAUACAUAUAUCCAUUCUCUAUACACAUACGCCAAGGAAAAGAAAUAAAAAGAAACGUUCUACCUGUCCACUUACAAAAUAAUCAUUGGUUAGUACUAUCAGAUUGCAUGAAAGGGUUGUUUUGUAAAUACUGUGUUUUGUUUGCUUCCAAUACAUCUAACAAUGUAACACUUCAAACUUUGGUAAAAAAACCACUUAAAAUCUUUUCAAAAUUAACUGGCAAGGAUAGUGAUUUGAAAAGACACUGCAAUAAUAAAUAUCAUAAAUUUGCUGUUGAGUCUGGGAAUAAUUUUUUGGCUGCAUAUCAUAAUCCACAAAAAGUAAUUAUAAAUCAAAUAAAUACUCAACGAUCCAUUCAGGUUAGUGAAAAUAGAAAACGGUUAGUUCCAAUUAUUGAAACUAUUAUAUUUUGUGGUCGACAAAAUUUAGCGUUAAGAGGGCACAGAGAUGAUGGAUUUCUGGACGAUGAUGCUCGUCCAUCAAAUGAAGGAAAUUUUAGAGAACUUCUAAUGUUUAGAAUAAGAGCAGGUGACAAAACACUAGAAAAGCAUAUAAAAACAACUUCAUCUCGUUCAACAUUUAUAAGCAAAACUACUCAAAACGACUUAAUCGACUGCAUUGGCGAAGAAAUACAAUCUAAAAUAAUUCAUAAUGUAAGGAAGGCUGGUAUGUUUGCUAUAAUAUUUGAUGAGACUACAGACAUCAGCCAUAUUGAACAGCUAAGCUUAAUAUUGAGAUAUGUUCUGGAUGAUAAGGUGCAUGAAGAUUUUAUAACAUUUGUUGAUGCCUAUAAAUCAAUUAGACCAGAAGAUGUAUCAAAUCCUUAUGAAGUUAAGCUAAGUGGUAAAGCACUUGGGCAUGUUGUGUUGGAUAUAAUAACUAAACUAGGGCUUGAUUUAGAUAAGUGUGUUGGUAUCGGAACAAAUGGUGCAGCAGUAAUGGUGUCAGAGUCUUGUGGUGCAGUAUCGGAGAUACAAAAAAAAUGUUGUAAUGCUGUUAGAUGUCCUUGUUUCAACCAUGCUUUAAACAAUUCAUUGGCUCAGGCUUCAACUAUACCAUCUAUAAGAAACGCAAUUGGUACUUUAAAAGCUAUUAUUGCUUUUUUCAACACAUCUUCUAAAAAACAUAAAUUACUAAUUGAUACAAUUGGUCAUAAACUUAUUGGACUUUGUCAGACAAGAUGGGUUGAACUUCAUGAUGGUGUAAUACAAUUUAAAAAAAUACUUCCACAGCUGGUUAUUGUACUUGCUGAAAUUACUCUUUGGAAGGAAUCAAGUAUGACUACAUCUAAAGCUAAAAGUUUUGUUCUAUCAAUAUGUGAUACAGAUUUUAUUUUUGCAUUGACUUGUUUGAGUUAUGUGUUAGAGCGUACCUUGCCAUUAAGUAAAAUUUUACAGUCAUCAACUAUUGAUUUAAAAAAUGCUUCUGAAAUAGUUCAGUGCACUAUAACUGUACUACAGAGUAAUAGAACUAAUUGUAUUUCUGAGUUUGCUAAAUUGUAUUCAGAAGUACAACAAUUGGCAUCUGGAUUAGAUAUUGAUUUAAAAAUACCAAGAAUCAAUAAAAAACAAACACACAGAGAAAAUUAUAAUUCUCAGAGCAUUGAUGAAUAUUAUUGUAUAAGCAUGUUUAUUCCAUUGUUGGAUUCAAUAAUUGAAGAUCUUAAAAGACGCUUUACAUUACCAAGUAUGGAAGCUUAUGAUUUAAGUUUAUUUAUACCAACAACUUUUUUGCAACAAAAAAUGUACUGUACCUCAGAAUAUCAAGAUAGAGUAUCUAAUGUAUCAAAGAGAUUUUCUUCGAUUGAACCAAAUAUACUACAUGGCAAAACUAUUUUAGGUGAAUUAGAAAUCUGGUGCCAAAAAUGGAAAAUAAUUGCUGAAGAAGGAAUUGAAAAAUGUCCUGAUAAUGCAAUAGAAGCCUUUUCUUCUUGUAAUGCUAAAGUUUUUCCAAACAUCAAAUCGUUUUUACAAAUAUUAUCUACAAUGCCUGUUGGAGUAGUAUCGGCUGAAAGAAGCUUUUCCACUCUUCGCAGGAUGAAAACUUGGUUGCGGUCUAGGAUGGGUGAAACGCGGCUAACAGGUCUUUGUUUAUUACACGUGCAUAGGGAAGUAAAUGUAAACGAAUUAAUACAAUCUGUCAUAGAACGCUUUGCCAAUAAAAAACAGCGACGUUUAGACUUUGUUUUGUAA
This is a messenger RNA of Macrosiphum euphorbiae (potato aphid), 2403 nucleotides long. NCBI's taxonomy places the organism in Eukaryota, Metazoa, Arthropoda, Insecta, Hemiptera, Aphididae. The record is from the annotation of a GenBank genome assembly.